Messenger RNA from Vicia villosa (hairy vetch), 982 nucleotides. Its product is annotated as late embryogenesis abundant protein D-34-like. The transcript has 2 exons. The record is from RefSeq and is a predicted model, not a curated record. Bases 74 to 853 code for a protein of 259 amino acids. Lineage: Eukaryota; Viridiplantae; Streptophyta; Magnoliopsida; Fabales; Fabaceae.
AAAACUAAAUGCAUCAAACUUCAAAUCACUAUCGAAAUCUCUGAAACUAUUGCUCUAAUCAAAUCAAAUCAAAAUGAGCCAGGAACAACCUAAGCGUCAUCCCAAUCAAGAACCAAUCAAAUACGGCGACGUUUUACCCGUUUCCGGUGACCUCGCACAGAAGCCCGUUGCACCGGAAGACGCCGCCAUGAUGCAGAGCGCCGAGACUCGUGUCUUGGGCCAGACCCAGCCCGGCGGAGUAGCAUCCGUCAUGCAAGCAGCAGCUACUAAGAAUGAGCAGGCAGGAAUCGUCGGCCAUCAAGAUGUCACAGAUGUCACCGGCGACCGUGGCGUCACCGUCACGGAAACUCAACUCCCAGGAAGACGCAUAGUAACCGAAUCAGUCGGUGGACAGGUUGUUGGACAAUUUGCUGAACCGACUCCGGUUCAAUGUGGCCCAACCAGUCCGGUUCGGGAAACUGCCUUAACCAUAGGGGAAGCACUGGAGGCGACAUCAUAUACAGUAGGCCACAAGCCAGUGGAACAAAGUGACGCUGCCGCAAUACAGGCAGCUGAGGCAAGGGCUACGGGAAGUAAUGUUAUAACACCGGGAGGGUUAGCUUCAAUGGCUCAAUCUGCAGCUGCUUUUAAUGCUGAUUGUCCUCGUGAAGAGGAGAAGAUUAAGCUGAGCGAUGUUCUGACAGGAGCUUCGGCAAAGUUGCCCGCAGACAAGGCGGCGACAAGGCAAGAUGCUGCUGGGGUGGCAGAUGCGGAGAUGAGAAAUAGUUCUGAUGCUAGUGCUACUCCUGGUGGUGUGGCUGCUUCUGUUGCUGCGGCUGCUAGGCUCAAUGAAAGUGUGACCAAUGUAAUGUGAUCAUGGUGAAUGGUUCUAGUGUUGUGAGAUGAUGGUGCGUAUAUUACUAUCUAGUUUGUUUUUCUUUUGUUUUAGUUAUUUCGUGAUGUAUGGUUUUCACUUAUGUUAAUUUCCAUGAAAGAUUACUAA